AUGGGAAGCGGCUCUGGUAAAGUGUUACCCGAGUCCCCAAAAGGUUUCUGUCCGCUCCGAUCUGUCGCGUUUUUCAGAAAAGACGAGAAGUUUGAUGGGUUUAAAGACAAACAGCAAACCUUCCUGUGGAGUUGGAGGAGAGAUCAGAGAGCAUCGGAAGAAGUGAAAGAAUCCGUUCGUGUAGAAGAGAGGGUGAAAAAUCCUAACGGCAAGUUCCGCGCGAAGUUUGACCCGCGUGUCACUGCAAGAUAUGACAUCAAAGCUCUCAUCGGCCGCGGCAGCUUUAGCCGCGUGGUUCGUGUCGAGCACAAGUGUACACGCCAACCCUUUGCCAUCAAGCUUUUAGAGGUCAAAGGUCGCGAGGGUCACAAUACUUGCCAGGCAGAACUCGGAGUCCUACGACGGGUCAACCACGCUAACGUCAUCCACUUGGUGGAGGUAUUCGAAACGGCACAUCGAGUCUAUCUCGUUCUCGAGCUGGCCACGGGAGGAGAGCUCCUGGAACGUGUGGUCGCCCGAGGGUCCUUCAGAGAGCGGGACGCCACAAGGGCCUUGAUGAUGGUUGCCAACGGACUGUGCUAUCUCCACACACUGGGCGUCAUUCACAGGGACCUCAAACCAGAGAAUCUGCUGUACUACCAUCCAGGUCAAGACUCACGGUUGAUCAUCACUGACUUUGGACUUGCCUGCUGGGACAACCAGAGCCCAGCGAAGAGAAGUGACUCUUCCUGUAAUGAAACUAAAGACUGGGCUCUUAGGACGCUUUGUGGCACACCAGAGUAUUUGGCCCCUGAGAUGGUGGCCGGGAGACCGUAUAACAGCGCUGUGGAUUUGUGGGCACUGGGAGUCAUAACUUAUAUUUUGCUAAGCGGCUCGCUGCCCUUUGACCAUACCAGUCGACCGCGCCUUCUCAGGGCUAUCCUUAGGGGCAACUACAGUUUCCAUGGCAAUCCGUGGAACUCUGUAUCUACACAGGCCAAAAGCUUCAUUGAUCGCCUUUUAACCUUCAACCCUGAGGACCGUAUGACUGCUGAGGAAGCUCUUAGACAUCCAUGGCUGGUCAGCACGGCAGCUUGCUCCUCUAACAAGAACCUGCAUCGCUCCAUUUCCCGAAACCUCCAGCAGCGGGUGUCACGUGCAUCCUCUCGACGUCCCAGCUCGGGCUCUGCUCAAAGCUCACGUUUGGCGAUGAGGUCCGGGACACGGCUGGGGUCUGCUUCACGGUUAGGGCUUGGCAACAAAUCACAGUGCAGCUUAAAGGUCACUACUUGAAACCGGGCAAAUUAAGUUGAUAGUAUCUGUAAAGAGACCUGGUAACUUUGAUGUACAGUUUAGACUGCAUU
Messenger RNA from Paramisgurnus dabryanus, 1343 nucleotides. The record is from RefSeq and is a predicted model, not a curated record. Lineage: Eukaryota; Metazoa; Chordata; Actinopteri; Cypriniformes; Cobitidae.